CCACCUCGGGCGAGUAGAUGUGGGCGCUCCGACCUGUCAGUGGCCGUCCACCUCGCGAGUCGGCUGGCCGGGUUUGGCUGCGCAUGCGACGCUUGUGCAACAACAUGUUGACGACCACUGCUCUCCUGCUCGCGCUGCACUUCGCCGCCGCAGAUAUACCGCCAUACAUCAAAGUCUGCCAGCGCAAUGACCCGAACGUGGACAAAUGCAUCAUGAACUCGGUCGACGAGCUGCGGCCCAAGAUGAUAGCGGGGAUUCCCGAGUUAGACGUGCCCGGCAUAGAGCCGCUCAGUCUUGGCCAGAUUGCGUUGGCCCGCGGGCCGCAGGGGGCCAAGCUGACGGCUGUCGUCAACGAUGUCAAAGUGCGUGGCCCCAGCAACUUCAUCAUACAGGAACUUAAGUCGGACUUGAACAAGAACCGGUUCGACUUCAAGCUGUUGCUGCCGAAACUGGAUUUCGCCGGUAAAUACAAGAUGGACAUCCAGGUGCUCCUGCUGCGGCUCCAGGGCAGGGGGAACAUCACAGGCUCCUUUAAGGACUAUGCAUGCAAUGUCACCAUGAGGGGUCACAAGGAAAAGCGAGGCGAGCAUGAAUACCUGCAGUUUGAUCCCUUCAGAGUCAAGCUUCGUGUCGGCCAGUCUUCCAUCUACCUGACCAACUUGUUCGACGGCGAUCCAGUCCUGGGGCCGGCCACCAACAGAGUUAUCAACGAAAAUUCCCAAGUUUUCCUAGAAGAAAUAAGACCGGUCCUAGAAAGGAGCCUUGGGGAACUCUUUACAGAAAUGGCAAACAAAAUAACAUCCAAGUUCACAUAUAAAGAAUUGUUUCCCUAGCUAAUAUAAGGAAUUGUAUUAUAGCCGUAAGUUAGUGAGUGAUUAUUUGGACUUGAAUAAUAACAGUGGAUGAUCAGUGGUCAAAUGUGUCAAGUGUCUAAGCGAAUUCAAAUAAAUGUGAUAGUAAUAUGUUAAUAUCCAUUGAAAUUUUAUAGGAUUUUCGUGGUAAGGCUUAUGCUCAAAAGCUUUUACAUUGUAAUAAUUUUUCUUAGUAACUACUUUAUUUUUAUAAACGAAUCCAUGACCUACUUUUAUUUUUAAUACAAAUUUCUAAUAUUAUUAAAAAUAUUGAAUAUAAAAUAUUCAGUAUUAACAUGAAGUUUUACAAGUUACAAUUACUUAAUACUUUGCAUGUUUUUAUUGCUUAUAUUAUAUUGUAAAAAAAUCAGGAAUAUGAAGAAAAAAAUACCAAAUUAUUAUUUUUUUGAAUACACUAAAGGUGAGUUACACCAGUCAACUUUGACGUUAACUGGAACCUACGCGCAGCCAUCGUUUAAACAAAAUGGCGUAUUUUACGUUUUUUGCGCAUGUUAAAGUUAACAUCAAAGUUAACUGGCGCAACACACUCCAAGUAACCAGUGUUAUUAUUAUUUUGUUUUUAUUCUUAAUAGAGGUAUAUUUUUUCGUUUAUGGAAUUGUUUCAUAUUAAGUACUGAUUAUUCACAGGCAAUGCUAAUCAAUGGUAACAGAUUGAAAGAAUUAAUUUUUCAAGCCCCAUUGUUAAGUUUUAUUCAUCAAUUUUGUUAGAAAUAGGAAUAUAUUUUUUAAUCAUUAUGGCCAUAAUUAAAAUAAAUUCAAUUGUACAUAAUAUCAAUAAAUUUUCAUGUAGCCAUAGAAGUAAUAAAAUUGUCAAUUUGAAAUCGACAUAUUUUCUGACAUUAUGACAACUUUAUCUUUUGAUUUUGACACGUAUGCCUUAUUUUUAAAACGGGCUUUCAGAAACUUAUUAUAUAAAACGUAUAUAUAAUAGUAAAAAUAUUUAUACAUUGAUCUUUUGUAGACCAUUUUCAUCCAUUUGCUUUGUGUAAAUAGAAUCUUAUCGAUAUUCUAAUUAGGAAACUUUGUUUGAAUACAAAAUAAGUUUAUAAAGUAA
Messenger RNA from Plodia interpunctella (Indianmeal moth), 1926 nucleotides. Its product is annotated as protein takeout-like. NCBI's taxonomy places the organism in Eukaryota, Metazoa, Arthropoda, Insecta, Lepidoptera, Pyralidae. Bases 18 to 833 code for a protein of 271 amino acids. The transcript has 5 exons. The record is from RefSeq and is a predicted model, not a curated record.